Molecule: messenger RNA, 2532 nt
Organism: Brettanomyces bruxellensis
Lineage: Eukaryota; Fungi; Ascomycota; Pichiomycetes; Pichiales; Pichiaceae
Exons: 2
Coding region: 1-2532 (843 amino acids)
Biological process (GO): double-strand break repair via break-induced replication; DNA strand elongation involved in DNA replication; DNA replication
Cellular component (GO): nucleus; MCM complex
Molecular function (GO): ATP hydrolysis activity; single-stranded DNA binding; single-stranded DNA helicase activity
Source: RefSeq, a predicted model, not a curated record
AUGGAAGAAAAUACAGGCACUGCUCCGGAAGCAGUAGAUGCUCUAUAUGGUGAAAGAGUGAGAAGAUUUCAAGAAUUCUUAGAUUCUGCAGACAAUGAAACAGAUUACAAGGAUGCAAUCAAAACGAUGCUUCAGCGAAGUCAGUGUAGGUUGAUUAUAUCUGUGGAUGAACUCAGAGAAUUCGAUGCCGAAUAUGCAAACGGAAUCAUGAAUGAACCAGCAGACUACUUACCAGCAGCAGAAUCGGCUCUUAAGGAUGCAGUCAUGGCUAUAUAUGAUCCAUACGAGUUUUCUGAGUCUGAAUUGACAGCCGAUAGUGAUUUUUAUUUGGGAUUUAGGGGAGCAUUUGGAGCACAUCAGUUGACUCCAAGAAGUAUCAAUUCAUCUUUUCUUUCCAAGAUGGUUUCUGUCGGUGGUGUUGUUACAAGAACAUCUUUAAUUCGUCCGAAGGUUAUCAAAUCAAUUCAUUACUGUGAGAAGACAGGAAGAUUCCACUCACGAGAGUACAGAGAUCAAACCACGAGUUUCAACCCCAUUACUACACCUGCUAUAUAUCCAACUGAAGAUCCAGAAGGAAAUAAGCUUACUAUGGAGUACGGAUUUUCAAAGUACAGAGACCACCAAACAAUAACAAUUCAAGAGCUUCCAGAAACUGCACCGGCAGGUCAGUUGCCAAGAUCAUUAGAUGUGAUAUUGGAUGAUGAUCUUGUGGAUAAGGUGAAACCGGGAGAUAGAGUUGAGGUAAUUGGUGUUUUCCGUUCUCUUGGUGGAGGUCAGAACAACACUGCCAGCUUCAAGGUCGUCAUCAUAGGAAACUCUGUGUACCCAUUGCACGAGAGGUCGACGGCAGUUAGGGCCAUUGAAAAAAUUACCGAUUAUGAUAUCAGGAAUAUCAACAUGCUCGCAAAAGAGAAGAACAUCUUUGAACUACUAUCGAAGUCCUUGGCACCCUCCAUUUAUGGCCAUCCAUUUAUUAAGGAGGCUAUCUUAUUGAUGCUACUUGGCGGUGUCGAAAAGAACUUGGAUAACGGAACACACUUGAGAGGUGACAUUAACAUUUUGAUGGUUGGUGAUCCAUCUACGGCCAAGUCCCAAAUGCUUCGUUUCGUUUUAAACACUGCACCUUUGGCAAUAGCAACAACUGGACGUGGCUCUUCUGGCGUUGGUUUAACUGCUGCUGUUACAAUGGAUAGAGAAACAGGUGAGCGGAGAUUAGAGGCAGGUGCGAUGGUUCUUGCUGAUAGAGGUGUGGUCUGUAUCGAUGAGUUUGACAAGAUGAAUGAUGUUGAUCGAGUGGCCAUUCACGAAGUUAUGGAGCAACAAACUAUUACUAUUUCUAAGGCAGGAAUACAUACAUCAUUAAAUGCUCGUUGUUCUGUUUUAGCAGCUGCUAACCCUAUUUAUGGUCAGUACGAUACAUUCAAGUCGCCUCAGCAGAAUAUUGCUCUUCCAGAUUCGUUGCUUUCACGUUUCGACUUGCUUUUUGUUGUGACGGAUGAUAUUUCUGAGGAAAAGGACAGGCAGAUCAGUCGACAUGUGUUGAACAUGCAUAGAUAUGUUCCUGAAGGUUACAGUGAAGGUGAACCAAUAAGAGAGAAGCCAACCAUCACCUUAGCAGUGGGCGGAGAGCCUGCGUCUGAAGAAAAGGAUGCUGAAAAUAUGGGAACAGAGGUGUUUGAAAAAUACGAACCAAUGCUUCAUGGAAUUUCGAACGAUUCCGAGACCGAAAUGCCAAAACAAGAGAGUGGCGAGCAAGAGAAAAUUGUGUCCAUUGAAUUCCUCAAGAAGUACAUUCAGUAUGCCAAGCAGCGGAUCCAUCCAGUCUUAACUGAAAAUUCAUCCAAUAUGAUCAUUGAUAUUUACUCCGAUUUCCGUAACGAUGACAGCAAUAAGAACACAAGAACAUCGCCGAUUACAGCAAGAACCCUUGAGACGUUAAUUCGUGCGUCUCUCACAACGGUUGACUUGCAAGAUGUGUCAACUGCAGAGCGUCUUUUGAGAUUCUCACUUUUCAAGGAAAUAGAUCAUGCCAAAAAGGUGAACAAGUCACCAAGAAAGAAAAGAAGAAUGGUUAAUAUUGAAGAGCCCGCAAAGGAAACGGAGAGCACACAGCAGGAUGCAGAUGUCGAGGCUGUGAGCCAAGGUUUAAGCCAACUUUCCACAGGACAAUCAGAGGAUAUACCUACACAACCUGAUCUUCAUAAAGAUGAAAAGGAAGAAUCGGACGAGGAGCUUUCGCAGAGUGAAAUACCCCACAAAAUUCUACAAAAGAAGAUUCCACAGAAGGAGAAUGAAAACUUUGUGAGUGGUUCGAUAUCUGAAAGUAGGUACACUCUGUUUAAGAGGACUAUGGCUGCAGUAUUCAAGGAAGUGUCCAGGCCUUCGUAUAAGGUGGAUGAAUUGGUGAGCUUGAUCAACAACAAACUUCCUCAAGAAGACAUGUUUGGUGCUGGGGAAGCACAGGCAGCUUUGGGCAAGUUGGAUGCGGAGAACACCGUGAUGUUGUCUGAAAACGAUGUUUGGAGAAUAUGA